Caenorhabditis bovis is the source of this 801-nucleotide messenger RNA. Lineage: Eukaryota; Metazoa; Nematoda; Chromadorea; Rhabditida; Rhabditidae. The record is from the annotation of a GenBank genome assembly.
AUGAAGAAGGACAAGCAAGUUGAAAAGAAAACAGUUAAUGUGGAAGAAGUCGAAGUCAAAACAAAAGAGAUUGAGCAGGUCAAGACGGAAGAGGUAGCGAAAAUCGAAGCUCAACCUAAUACUACUGAAAAUGUGGAAGAUAAGCCAGAUGAGCUUGAUCCCAUUCAAGAACGUCGUCGAAAAUUGAAAGAACUUGCCAGAGAAGAAGGAGACAAACAUUUAAUGGCGUUACAGUUGGAGAAAAACCUAUUUAAGCUUGCCGCGGUUGGCGCCAACCCAGCGUUUGACUUCUACCCGGCUUAUAACAGCGCUUGGCCUCAUAUAGCCAAAUUCGAUCAUUAUGUUGUGAAAUAUGGAAUUAGAGAGUUUGUGGAUCUCAAAGCCAUAUCAAUUGCGCUCACUUCAAUGUUGGACAUCGAGUUUGAACAUCUCGAAGAGUACGAUCCAGAAGUGAAGAAGUUGGCGCGGUUAGACUUUUUAGAGUCGUUGAAACGCAUUGAGUUGGAUGGAGAUGGCAGUGGUAACUUGCCAAAAACUCUUCAAAACACAAUUCAAGACUGGCGCAAGAUUAACGCUAGAGAACUAUGGCCGGCGGCGGAUAUUAUCCGUCGUCGACUUCUUCCAUUGAACUACGAUAAUCCUCCAUUUAUCGUGGUUACAUCGCGCAGAAAGGCAAGACAUCGUUGUAUUACUCGAACUCGCGAAUACAAAGAGGGAAAAAUCGACUUGUCGCAAUAUGUGUGCUACGACGGUCCGCGGCGCAACUGCCGCGGUUUCAUCUAUGGAAAAUAUCAUAGCUAA